GAAACUUCAAAUAAUAUCAAAAUAAAUGGAAGCCGUUUUCCAAAUUUCUGUGAUUUCUCCAUAUUUUUUCGAUUUUCUUUGCAAAGAUUUGAUUGAUUUAAUAGUUUUUGGUGCUGAGACGAAAGUUGAAGUGUAAAUCAUUGCCUUUGUGUCACCAACAAUCCAAUCCAAAGUGGUUGUCUCGUGAAUUCCCCCUGUUCCGUGCUAAGCGGUAAUCAUUCAUCAUGGAUCAGAUGGCGUUAAGUCCGGGUUUCUCGAUACCCAGUAUCGGGACUCCGCUACAUCAGCCAGAGGAAGAUCAACAGAUUCUACCGCACGCUUACCAGCAGCAGCAGUCGAUGCCGCACAUGACCCCAAUGGGUGGACUAAGUUCGUAUGGGAUGCCGUCGAUAAGCAUGGGCACUCCUGGAAAAAGUAUGCACACAUAUGCACCAAGUUUUGCUGCUCCCCAGAGCAUGAUUCAGCCCCAGACGCCGCAAAGCCUCAUGUCACCGAUGGUUCCCAUGACGGAGAGCAAGGGAACCCCCAGUCACAAUAACAGCGGAGGGAGUGUGCGAGAUCCGGAUAACAUUGGUAGCGUUAAUAUUCAUCAGACAAUGGGUCCCGCGACUCCGAUGACACCGAUGACGCCCAGCGAACCAGCCAUUCUGCCUCAGCUGCAGAAUAUUGUGUCAACGGUGAAUCUUAGCUGUAGAUUAGAUCUUAAAAAAAUUGCCCUACAUGCUCGUAAUGCAGAGUACAAUCCGAAACGUUUUGCUGCGGUCAUUAUGCGAAUUCGAGAACCGCGUACCACCGCGUUGAUUUUCUCGUCCGGCAAAAUGGUUUGCACCGGAGCGAAAAGCGAGGAAGAUUCUAGGUUGGCAGCGCGAAAGUACGCUCGUAUUAUUCAGAAGCUUGGAUUUACGGCGAAAUUUCUGGACUUCAAGGUGCAAAACAUGGUCGGCAGCUGCGACGUGCGGUUUCCGAUUCGACUCGAGGGUUUGGUUCUUACCCACGGCAAGUUUAGCUCCUAUGAGCCGGAACUAUUUCCAGGACUGAUCUAUCGUAUGGUGAAACCGAGAAUCGUGCUGCUAAUAUUCGUGUCCGGUAAGGUUGUACUUACCGGCGCCAAGGUGCGACAAGAGAUUUACGAUGCAUUCGAUAAUAUUUAUCCGAUUUUGAAAAGUUUCAAGAAACAGUAGUUCCCGUCACUAUGAGUGAAAAGUUUUGUUCUUUAGGAAUGCGAUUUUUUUUUACUUUACUUCGUUACCCCCUUUCCAACUAUUGCUAACAUGUAAAAGUUCGGUUACUAAUUAGAAUUUGAUUUGAUCAAACGUUCGAUUGACUAAAAAAAAGAAUGGACGUUUUAUUACAUGAGAAUCACUUUAGGACUAAGUACUAAAUAUCUGGCUAGUUUGCAAGAAGGGAAUUAACUCGUAUUGAACCAAAAAUAAAGGAUUCUUACCAAUCAGUGAGAUUGUUGUACUAGCCCUGAAAUUUUUCUGUAAACGAAUCGGCUGCGAAGUCUGUCGAAAUAGAAGGUUAAUUUCUGCAACAAAAUGUAGCUUUUGUGUUUUGAACCAAUGGAAAACAAUAAUAAAGUC
Messenger RNA from Topomyia yanbarensis, 1583 nucleotides. RefSeq names its product TATA-box-binding protein (gene Tbp). The record is from RefSeq and is a predicted model, not a curated record. Gene Ontology annotation, biological process: DNA-templated transcription initiation. The coding region runs from base 225 to 1181 and encodes 318 amino acids. NCBI's taxonomy places the organism in Eukaryota, Metazoa, Arthropoda, Insecta, Diptera, Culicidae. The transcript is spliced from 3 exons. Gene Ontology annotation, molecular function: RNA polymerase II general transcription initiation factor activity; DNA binding.